UCCCAACUCCUCACGCCUGCUGCCCUCUCCACUCUCCAGUCUCCUGCCGCCCUGCCUCCUGCCUCUCUCUCUCUCACGCCGCUCGGCCGUCUCUCUCUGGCUGCCUCUCUCUCGCCUCCUGCGGCCGUCUGCUGACACUCUCUCUUGCUCUCUCGUCGCAAGCGGCAAGCCGUUGUGUCUCUCUCUCGUCUCCCGUCGUGUCGUGGCUUAACUUCACCGUCGUCUCCCUCGCUUUUUCGUUGCAAGCGGCAAGCAGUCGUAUCUCUCUCUCGUCUCCCGUCUUUUCAGGAAGGAAAGAAAGAAAGAAAGAUGAACAGAGACAAAAUAUUUAAGCUGGCAAAGGGGUUCAGGGGCAGGGCCAAGAACUGCAUAAGAAUAGCGACAGAGAGAGUGGAGAAGGCAUUGCAGUACUCCUACAGAGACCGCCGCAACAAGAAGCGCGACAUGCGCUCCCUCUGGAUCCAACGCAUCAAUGCUGGCACCCGCCAACACGGCGUUAAUUAUGGAAACUUCAUGCAUGGGCUGAUGAAAGAGAACAUCCAACUGAACAGGAAAGUUUUGUCAGAACUAUCUAUGCACGAACCAUAUAGUUUCAAGGCCCUGGUAGACAUCUCUCGCACUGCAUUCCCUGGAAAUAAGAAUGUGGUGAUCCCUCCCAAAAAGGAAGGCAUUUCAAUUCUUGUGUAAUUGGUGAUUUAGAUCACUCAUUCUCUCAUUGCCUUUUUCAAAGAAAACUCAACAGUUAAGAAUUAGUGACUUUUUUGGAACAAUAGUGAUUUUAUUUACCUUUUUUUUUU
Corylus avellana is the source of this 797-nucleotide messenger RNA. Its product is annotated as Ribosomal protein L20. The record is from RefSeq and is a predicted model, not a curated record. NCBI's taxonomy places the organism in Eukaryota, Viridiplantae, Streptophyta, Magnoliopsida, Fagales, Betulaceae. Gene Ontology annotation, biological process: translation. Gene Ontology annotation, cellular component: ribosome. Gene Ontology annotation, molecular function: rRNA binding; structural constituent of ribosome.